AUGACCAACAACGGCAGUGAUGCUUCGAACGGUGAAGAACCCUCUGUAACUGAAUUCGUGUCUCCCUCUGGUUCGACCCUCAUCUGUGGUGGUGCUGUUCCCGGCACAGGAUUAGAGAUAUCGACUGAAGCAAGAGCUUUAGCCCAAAGUGUCAGUGAAGCCAGACUUGCACAAGAAGUUCUGACCCUUCGAGAAGAACUCAACAAGAUCAAGCAGCAGGUGUGCCAAGUGACCAAGUGUAACGGAGAAGCAACUCUCAGUUCCCUCCAAACUGCAGGAAACGUGGUAGCCAACGUCAUCCGUGGGAAUGGUAUGGUCGGUCAAAAUAGUCCGAUCUAUUAUAUCUACGAGUCUGUGAACAUUUCUAAAGAGAUCUCCGACAAGUAUUGGGUUGCAUCGAUACCACAGCUCUAUGAGGAGGUCUGCAGAAAUGAGCCUACCCCGUUCCGCGCGCUCUUCAAGGGUGCCAAGAAGGAUACUUAUGAAGAUCUCGGUAGGGCCUUGCUCGAGACGGUUACUAUGCUCGAGAAGUCCUGGAACUUUCCGUUGGAUAUCAUAGUGGCUCUAUUGCUACAUCAUGUCUACCAGUACGGAACCCACUUUGCUGACUAA
Molecule: messenger RNA, 612 nt
Organism: Perkinsus marinus ATCC 50983
Lineage: Eukaryota; Perkinsozoa; Perkinsida; Perkinsidae
Exons: 2
Coding region: 1-612 (203 amino acids)
Source: RefSeq, a predicted model, not a curated record